GAAAUGUAUGGGAGCUUCUGUUAUCAGAAUGCUGGGUGAGGUGGAGGUGAGGGUUCAAGGACACGAGUUGUAAUGGUUUCCGCCGGACCGCCUUUUGCCCCUUGGGGCAUCCCUCUCGCCCUUACCACCAUCAACACUACGCAACGAGCUGCAAGCUGUACAACAAAGCUCGAUCGCCGCACGAAGGAGCGAAGGCAGAGCGACACCAUAGGCAAACCCUUUACUUUCCGGUCGAAAAGCCUUUCUGUGCGUCUCGGCCGUCAUAAUGUCAGGAGAAGAGGCAAGUCGAGUCGGAGAGCGUAAUGUGGACGGAUCGUCUUCCUGCUCGCCGCCUGAUGUCAGACCCAGAUGGUUCUACUCUUCUGAAAAGUCUUGGAUCGACUUUGAUGAGAGAGAUCAGCAAGCCUUGGAGGCACGCUUCCAACAGCUGGGUGGAGCAGAGUGGCACAGCGAGAUCAAGGCGCAGCAUACAGACAACGAUGAGAGCGAGUCGGAUCACACGGGCACCAGCGAUGAUGAUGACGAUGAGGCCGAAGGCUCGAGCUCAGACACACGCAAGGGAGAGCAAGAUUCGACCUCAAAGCCUGACAGUGACGAGCAAAACGGACUAGGCUCGAUGCUCACAGGCCUGAUCUCUGGCAACGCCUCCGAUCACAAGAGCACAGAUGCAUCUCGUAAGCUGGCGGACCAAGCCAAGAGCAUCCCUCCGAUUCGUACAGUCUCUCACAACCUCAAAAAAGCCCAGAAAAGAUCCAAAUCUAAGGAGCCGGAAGUGGUGAGAGCUGUGCUGGAUCCUGAUGAGCCAGAAGAGGAGAGCAGGACCAGAGUGGCGGUGCUGGAGGACAAGCUGUUCGAUGUGAACCUGGAAAGUAUGGAUCUCUAUCCAGUCUUCUGGAAGGGAGUAAAGCUGCGCGUGGUGCGGGCAACCUGGUUCUACUCUGCAGCUUCAGACGGAGGCUACGCGCCAAUAGCCUACGACGAAGCCCUAGCUCGGGACUUGGACAACGCCUACACGGCCGUCAAGCCAUGGCAAAAGUUGGCGGGCCAAGAGAUCGACGUUGAUAACGGUGUGACUCAAGACAGCUCUCAGAAACAGCAGGGCGAUGAAGUCGACGACGACGAGCUUUACGAACUUCCCUCACUAAAAGCUCAAGGGAGGGUACACUUCGAAAGCCCUGUGGGAGGUCGCAUCUUCACCGAGGACCUUUCGGGAAGAUUGCUGUCGAUGGUCGGCGGAUCUCACGUAAUCAGGGGUUUCGAUGAGGCAGAGAGAUUAGCGAAGGCAGGUGGGGCGUUGAACCAGCUUCCCGCCUUCACUUUGCCUUUCGCCAAAGGCUCUGAUCCUGAUGAUGAAGAGCAGGAUGCAGCGGGAGAUGAAGACGAGGGCGUAGAUGGCGGGGCGGAAAGGCGAGGCGCUCGGCACGCUAGCAAGCGUGCGGGAGCUGCUUCUAGGCCUGGCAAGCCCUCCGCUCAGGAGCCUGAAUCUACAAACGCAGGCAACGAAGAGUCGGGAGGAUUCAUGUCGAAAUUGGUACCUUCGAGCGGAUGGCUGAGACCCGACGUUGCGCUCUUGAGGACCCUGGGGUAUGGAAAGGAAGAUGCGGAAAGGGAAGCCAAAAGAGACCAGAGACAAAAGAACACGGAAGACUCUGCAAAGACGGGAACGAAGAGAAAAGGCGAGGAGGAAAAAGGGGAGUCUGAGGAGGACGAGACAGAGGAGGAUAGGAAAGACGAACCCCCAUCGUUGGUCCUGUGCAUACAUGGUAUCGGCCAGGGUCUAGUGGAGGAUUUUGAUGCCCUCGACUUUGUCUACGAUGUUGAACGUCUGCGCAAACAGGCGAAGUCGAGCGCGAGCGACCCUGCUCUCAAGAGAUUGUCGAGAGGCAGAAGAGCGCAGUUUAUACCCAUUUCUUGGAGACAAGGCUUGACAUUCCAAUCGAGUAAUGAACAGAAUGAUAAUGAAUAUGGGCUGUCUGAUAUCAGCAACAGCGCCGCGAUACCGUUGGUGCGGAACGUCAUCAGCAAAGUCAUUCUGGAUGUGCCAUACUAUCUCAGUCACCACAGACAAAAGAUGAUUGCUGCCGUAAAGAGCGAGCUCAAUAGAACGUACCGACUGUGGUGCAAAAGAAAUCCCGACUUUCUUGAGAAGGGUGGACGAGUCUCGAUGAUAUGUCACUCCUUGGGUAGCGCCCUAGCAAUGGACAUUCUUUCGCAGCAGCCCACAACAGUCGCGCCGUUACAUCAGAGAAGUGAAGAAGAAUUGCGCUCCAAUGAACACUUAGUGUUCGACGUCGCGAACCUGUUCCUCAUCGGUAGCCCGUGCGGAUUCUUCUUGCAUCUGGGAGCUGGCCAGCUCAUUGCUAGGCGCGGCACCAAGCGCACGAGAGAUGUCGCUGGAGAUGCUGCACUCGAAGAAGCAGGACGUUACGGCUGUCUGGCUGCUGAGGCAGUGUACAACUGCUACAACACGACGGAUCCUGUCGCCUACCAGCUCAACGCCACUGUCGAUCGUGAAUAUGCGUCUUUGAUGCGGCCCGUUUCGAUUCCGGACGCAACGGAUGCUUUGCUAGACUCUCUGUCCCUGCCCCGUCUAUCGGUGUCUAAGCUCUUCGAUCCAGAUCGGCCUUUCUCUAGUGGGGAGGAUGCCUAUGCCAAAGCAAAUGUGCAGCCGACCACGUCGGCCUGGGAGGAGAACCAAAAGAGAAGGGGCAAAGGCGGUGCGAGCAAGAAGGGCAAGAGCGAAGAAUCCAAGCUGGCCAACGGCGCGGUUAUCGUGGAGCAGGGCGAGACGCUGAAGAAGAUGCAGCCUCAGAUGCAGGCUCGUCAAGCAGGUCGCAGUGCUUAUCCUAUUGAUGUCAAAAGACUAGAGAAAGCUGAGCGGCGAUUCCGUGCACUCAACCCCCAUGGCGCGAUCGACUUCUUUUUCGAAACCAAAGGAUUCAACGAGUAUUUGGACAUGCUCUCGGCUCAUGUCAGCUAUUGGACCUCUCCAUCCUUCUCACGCUUCGUGCUGUCGCAGCUUUGGACGGACUAUGCUGGACCAGAGAGCGAGCGACAAGACGCUUCGGGGCAAGAGCCGCCGCCUACGAUUGUUCCUCAGCUCGAUGUAGAUGUGCCAAAGGAGAGGGAAGAGGAGCAAUCCAAACAGGAGAAGCAACAAACUUAGGAGCAUGAGCUCCGCCGCAUACGACCUACCCUUGGGGAGCUGUCAAGCGGUCGCAAAGAAGACUGUUCGUUGCUUUGCAAGGUUUGCGCUCAACCAACAUCGCGUAGAUGCUUAUUUCAUAGAGUCGACCCGCCGCCACAGCGCUGCUUGACGAAGACGCCGCCACGUGCACUGACUAGUCCACGGCAAGCAGAGCGGCUCAUCUCGCUUUCAGGCGAUGCGUUGGCGUCCACAUUUGCCUUUCUUGCGAACGCUGGGUGGCUUGCGAUUUGUCCCCCCGAAGAGACAUGAUCGCAGCCGCUAGUUGACACACCGCAGUCCGCGCCGCACUUCAUCAGCGAGUAGACGCAAGACCAGCGAAUGCUGGGAUCGCGCAAGCUCGAUGUUCGAAGAGCCAAGACAAGCGCGGAGUCCCAGCUUUUGCGUCUAAGCAUCGAUUUGUCCAGCCCAGAUGCUCUUUCUUGUCCCUCACAGGCUGCUCUUCAAACUGCAA
Molecule: messenger RNA, 3659 nt
Organism: Ceraceosorus guamensis
Lineage: Eukaryota; Fungi; Basidiomycota; Exobasidiomycetes; Ceraceosorales; Ceraceosoraceae
Exons: 17
Coding region: 266-3166 (966 amino acids)
Cellular component (GO): cytoplasm
Molecular function (GO): metal ion binding; glycerophospholipase activity
Source: RefSeq, a predicted model, not a curated record